Messenger RNA from Acipenser ruthenus (sterlet), 4163 nucleotides. Its product is annotated as zinc finger protein 850-like. Lineage: Eukaryota; Metazoa; Chordata; Actinopteri; Acipenseriformes; Acipenseridae. Gene Ontology annotation, biological process: central nervous system development; regulation of transcription by RNA polymerase II. Gene Ontology annotation, cellular component: nucleus. The transcript is spliced from 7 exons. Gene Ontology annotation, molecular function: RNA polymerase II cis-regulatory region sequence-specific DNA binding; DNA-binding transcription factor activity, RNA polymerase II-specific. Bases 256 to 3744 code for a protein of 1162 amino acids. The record is from RefSeq and is a predicted model, not a curated record.
CUACAAUGUGUUUAUAAACUACAGAGCGCUGUUAUAUUGUAUUAUUUUGAAAGGUCCGGGUUGUAGUGUGGUAGGAGCGCGUUGUUUUAUCCGUUCAGACACUGAGGGAGAGCAGAGAGGAGAUCUGAAGAGCAGAAAGGACACAUUCACUGAGGAGACGGUCAGAACGAGUGUCUAGAGCACUAGAGCCGUGCUGCACAUCCCACUGACAAGACCUGAAGACUGCCUUAUCCUGGUGAAAGCCAAGGAACAAAGAUGAAGUUGGUACCUAUCUGCAUUAAACAGGAGAUGCCUGAACUGGAGCCUGUCCACAUUAAAGAAGAGACUGAACUGGAGCCUGUCCACAUUAAAGAAGAGACUGAAGUGGAGCUUGUCCACAUUAAAGAAGAGGAGACUGAACUGGAGCCUGUCCACAUUAAAGAAGAGGAGACUGAACUGGAGCCUGUCCACAUUAAAGAAGAGACUGAACUGGAGGCUGUCCACAUUAAAGAAGAGACUGAACUGGAGCCUGUCCACAUUAAAGAAGAGACUGAACUGGAGCCUGUCCACAUGAAAGAAGAGGAGACUGAACUGGAGCCUGUCCACAUUAAAGAGGAAGAGACUGAACUGGAGGCUGUCCACAUUAAAGAAGAGACUGAACUGGAGCCUGUCCACAUGAAAGUAGAGACUGAACUGGAGCCUGUCCACAUGAAAGUAGAGACUGAACUGGAGCCUGUCCACAUGAAAGAAGAGACUGAACUGGAGCCUGUCCACAUGAAAGAAGAAGAGACUGAACUGGAGCCUGUCCACAUGAAAGAAGAGACUGAACUGGAGCCUGUCCACAUGAAAGUAGAGACUGAACUGGAGCCUGUCCACAUGAAAGAAGAGACUGAACUGGAGCCUGUCCACAUUAAAGAGGAAGAGACUGAACUGGAGCCUGUCCACAUUAAAGAGGAAGAGACUGAACUGGAGCCUGUCCACAUUAAAGAAGAGACUGAACUGGAGCCUGUCCACAUGAAAGAAGAGACUGAACUGGAGCCUGUCCACAUGAAAGUAGAGACUGAACUGGAGCCUGUCCACAUGAAAGAAGAGACUGAAUUGGAACCUGUCCACAUUGAAGGGGAAUCUGUUGACUUGUUUAAGGAUACAGAAAAUAUAUCCCGGCCAAAGAUAUCACAUCAGUGUAAUGAAUGUGGGCAGAGCUUCAGCCGACCAGGAAGCCUAAAAACACACCAGCAGAUUCACACUGGAGUGAAGCCGCACCACUGUACUGAAUGUGGAAAAAGCUUCCGUCAGUUAGCAGUCCUAAAAAGACACCAGCGACUUCACACUGGAGAAAAGCCGUAUCACUGUACUGAAUGUGGAAAGAGCUUCCGUCAGUUAGCAGUCCUAAAAAGACACCAGAGACUUCACACUGGAGAGAAGCCACACCACUGUACUGAAUGUGGGAAGUGCUUCAAUGCGUCAGGAAGCCUAAAAAGACACCAGCGACUUCACACUGGAGAGAAGCCGUAUCACUGUACUGAAUGUGGAGAGAGUUUCAUGGAGUCAGGAAGCCUAAAAAGACACCAUCGAUUUCACACUGGAGAGAAGCCGUAUCACUGUUUUGAAUGUGGGAAAAGCUUCACUGACAAAGGAACACUAAACAAACACCAGCGAAUUCACACUGGAGAGAAGCCGUAUCAAUGUACUGAAUGUGGGAAGUGCUUCAAUGCGUCAGGAAGCUUAAAAAGACACCAUCGAUUUCACACUGGAGAGAAGCCAUAUCGCUGUUUUGAAUGUGGGAAAAGCUUCACUGACAAAGGAAAACUAAAAAAACACCAGCGAAUUCACUCUGGAGAGAAGCCGUAUCACUGUGUUGAAUGUGGGGAGUGCUUUAGUCAGUCAGGAAACCUAAAAACACACCAGCGACUUCACACUAGAGAGAAGCCAUAUCAAUGUACUGAAUGUGGGGAGAGCUUCACUAACAAAGGAAAACUAAAAAAACACCAGAGAAUUCACACUGGAGAAAAGCCACACCUCUGUACUGACUGUGGGAAGAGCUUCAAUGUAUCAGGAAAACUAAAAAUACACCAGCGAAUUCACACUGGAGAGAAGCCAUAUCAAUGUAUUGAAUGUGGGGAGAGCUUCAGUGAGUCAGGAAGCCUAAAUAGACACCAACGCAUUCACACUGGAGAGAAGCCAUAUCACUGUGUUGAAUGUGGGGAGAGCUUCAGGCAGUCAGGAAACCUAAAAAGACACCAGCAAAUUCACACUAGAGCCAGCCACCCUCCCUCUCAGUCCCUCACCUCUCCACCCUGCUUGUUUGAGUGUGUGGAGAGCAAAAAGGGCUCCUUUCCUGCAGACACACUGAACUGUGUGACCCCUGAACUAGCUGCCUUUUUACCCUGGAGAGAAGAACCGAGACGGUCAGAGCGAGUGACUAGAGCCGUGCUGCACAUCCCACUGACAAUACCUGAACAACUUCUAAACAGAAUCCUGUGUGCUGUCAUGGACAGUGUGGAGAUGGAAUCUGUCCAGAUUAAAGAGGAGUUCCCUGAACUUGAACCUCUCCCCUUUACAAUGGAGUUCUUUGGGCUGGCUUCCCUCCCCAUGAAACAGGAGCUCUGUGAGAUGCAAUGUGACAGCAGUCAGCCAGAGGUCUCUGAGAUUAAAGCUGAGCACAAUGAAUUGGAGAUCCCGCAGACAGAAGAACACCUUCCUGUUAAACAAGAAGAGGUGCUGGAAAUUGUCUGUAUUAAACGGGGUCCCCCUGAAGUAGAGUUUGAGCACAUGGAACCAGGGAAGGAAGAACCAGAGGACUUCAAACCAAACAUCCCUGAGCUGGAGCCUGUACGCCUGCGGGAGUGUAGCGUGGUGUUGGAGAGAAUCUGCGUGAGAGAGCGAGGCGCUGGAGAGGAAGGCUCUCCCAACAGCACACAAGGAGGUGGACAGGGAGACAGGCGGUUGCAUUCAGAAUGCAGUCUAGCAGGUUCCAGUCCAGCAGCUAAAGUGAGGGCAGGUGGUGGAGAAUAUCCUGACUGUGGGAAAGGUUUCACGCUGUUGGGGCAUUUAAACAAAACCCAGCGAACUCACACAGGAGAGAAACCGUAUCACUGCUCUGACUGUGGGAAGAGUUUCAAUCAUUUUAGAAACCUAAAACAACACCAGCGAAUUCACACAGGAGAGAAACCGUAUCACUGCUCUGACUGUGGGAAGAGUUUCAAUCAUUUUAGAAACCUAAAACAACACCAGCGAAUUCACACAGGAGAGAAACCGUAUCACUGCUUUGACUGUGGGAAGAGUUUCACUGUGAAACAAAGCCUUCAAUACCACCAGUGGACUCACACAGGAGAGAAGCCAUAUUGCUGCUCUGACUGUGGGGAGAGUUUCAGACGGGCAGACAGGCUUGUUUCACACCAGCAAACUCACACAGGAGAAAAACCGUAUCACUGCUCUGACUGUGGGAAGAGUUUCAGUGUGAAACAAGGCCUUCAAAACCACCAGUGGACUCACACAGGAGAGAAACCGUAUCGCUGCUCUGACUGUGGGAAGAGUUUCAGUGUGAAAAAAGGCCUUCAAAACCACGAGCGAACUCACACAGGAGAGAAACCGUAUCGCUGCUCUGACUGUGGGAAGAGGUUCAUUCGGGCAGACAGCUUUGUUUCACACCAGCGAACUCACACAGGAGAAAAACCGUAUCGCUGCUCUGACUGUGGGAAGAGUUUCAGUGUGAAACAAGUCCUUCAAAAACACCAGCGAAUUCACAGAAGAGAUAAACUUUAAAAACCAUGUUCAAUGGGACUUUUCACUCAUGAGGGGAAAAUAAUAUUAACCUUGCAUUACGAAUCCCUGUGUAAUAACUGUUUUGUAGAUCACUCUUGAGCAUGCAUUUAAAACUCUCUUGCACUCUGUGUCAGAUAGUGGGUGGUGAUGCGGACACGUCACAAGAGGCUUCUCUGCUGUCAGUUUAACUCAGGCUGUCAAUGCAGUCAGUGCCUGGGAGUGGGAAUAUGCAGAAAGGAAACUAUUCCACACCUCAUCUGAUGGACGAGUCAGGAGAAAUCAAUAACUCAGUGUGGAAAUGAGUUUCAGGAUUUAACAUUUUGAACUUACUCAAUUUAUUUAUUUUCAAGUUAAUUAUCAUGCUUUUUAUUUUUUUUAAUGAUCUAAUGUACAAUAAAUGAUAAAUUGUUUGUUUGUCA